AACUCCCAUCGUCCCUUUCGUCUAACUAUAUUGCGCCCGUUCCGUUAAAGCUACCAUGUAAUGUUUACUUCUUCGGAACAACGGCGUGUCUUCUUGCGUUAACAGCACUGAAUCAGAUGCCGCAUCCGAUGUGCUAUAAACCGUCUAGUCGCUUUUUCACACGUUAAAGCGCAGGAACCCGUCGCGACAAACGGUGGAUUAUCCUGCGCCAGAGCUCCGUGUUUGUAAUGGCGAUGUUCCGCAAUUUUGUGUCCGCUGCUCAGCUCAGACAGCAGCAUCAGCAGCAAAAUGGAGCCGCUGCAGCCGCACCUGGAGAGAGUCUGGAGAGUCAGUUCUCCUGUCCCAUCUGUCUGGAGGUCUACCACAAACCUGUCAGCAUCGCCAGCUGCGCCCAUACUUUUUGUGGCGACUGUCUUCAGCCGUGUCUGCAGGUCACAUCACCGCUCUGUCCUCUCUGCCGUAUGCCCUUCGAUCCAAAGAAAGUGGACAAAUCCUCCAGCGUGGAGAAACAGCUCUCUUCAUAUAAAGCCCCGUGCAGGGGUUGCAGCAAAAAGGUCACUUUGGUCAAAAUGAGGUCGCACAUCUCAUCUUGCACAAAGGUUCAGGAACAGAUGGCCAAUUGCCCAAAGUUUAUGCCAGUGGUCCCCACCUCACAACCCAUUCCCAGUCCACAGACCCCCUCAGUACCUUCAAAGACCCUCAGCAAUAUUCCAAACCGUUCCACAUUUGUGUGUCCUUACUGUGGCGCUCGCAACCUGGACCAGCAGGAGCUAGUGAAGCACUGCAUGGAAAACCAUCGCAAUGAUCCCAACAAAGUGGUGAGUGUCAAAAAAUCAUCCAAGACUUCUUCUCAACCCUCCAGCACCUUCAAGUCAUGCAGUAAAGCAGCGGUUUGUCCAGUAUGUUCUGCAAUGCCCUGGGGUGACCCCAGCUACAAGAGCUCCAACUUUCUGCAGCAUCUUCUACACCGACACAAGUUCUCCUACGACACAUUUGUGGACUACAGUAUCGAUGAAGAAUCAGCACUUCAGGCCGCUUUGACCCUUUCACUGUCUGAGAACUGAGUGUGAAGUCUCAUCCUGCUCCACAAACUCAGACCAUCAGCUUUCAUCUGUCUAUUUCUUCAUUCCUCCUGUCACUCUACCUCUCUUCUUCUCUGUAUUUCUGAGCUACGCCCAUAAGUAGCCCCACAUAACUCUUCAGCAGACGUGUCACUUCCUGUUUCUUCAGAAGUGGGAGGGGCUUCUGGUUAUUUAUCGCUGUCAUUCAUAACUAUCAAAACAUUCAAUGCACAUAGGCAGAAAAGGAAGCGUGCUUGUUUUGGUUCUUCCUUAUUUUCUCUUUUAUGUUCAAAUAUGGACAGAUUGCACAGAAACCCCUUUGAGUCAGUUUGGCGAGGUCAUCGCUCCUGAUAUAAAGGAUAGAUCACUCAAAGCUGAACGUUCUGUCACAUUUUACUUGCAUUGCAAACUGCGUGAUGCCAUUUGAUGGCCAGUUUUGUCUCUUGAUGUCAAUUUGAAGUAAAACUUCAUCCCAGCAAGCAAUUUUAUGUUUAAAAGACAAAUAGCUGUAAAUGCCAUUCAAACCAAAGCCAGAUGUCGAGGAUAAAACGAGGCAAAAUUCAACCAAAUUCAAGUUUAUUGUGGCUAGUGGGUUACUCAUAGACAGACUACAUGUGACUCUGGACUGCAAAACCAGUCGUAAGUCACACGGGUAUAUUUGUAGAAAAUGGCCAAAAAUACACUGCAUUGGACAAAAUUAUAGAUUUUUAACUACAGUUAAAAUAAAAUAAAAACAUUGUAACUGUAGUAAAGCCAUGGUUACUACAAAAUAACCAUGGUUUUGUAAUGCAUGGUUUUCAAAAAGCAUAGUCAAAACGAUGGUUUUGCUAAUAGUAAUAAAUACACCAAAAAGACAUGGUUAACUACACCUUUACCACAAAAAACAUGGUUAAUUUUUGUAGGGGUAUACAGCAAAAAUCAUUAGGAUAUUAAGUAAAUAACAUGUUCCAUGAAGAUACUUUGAAAAUGUCCUACCGUAAAUAUAUCAAAGCUUUACUUGUUGUGAGUGAAUGCAGCAAAAUUGCCAACAAAAUUUGUUUUUUAAUAUAUCCCCAUUCAGUAUACAAGGUCAUUACAGCAGUAAGCCAGUAGAGAGCGCUAAAACAAACCUUUUUAUCAGUACUUCACUGCAAAAAAUGCCUUUCUUACUUAGUAUUUUGGUCUUGUUUUUUAGUAGAAAUAUCUAAAAAUUCUUAAAUCAAGAUGCAUUUUCUUGAUGCACAAAAUAAAUGACCUAAGAAAAUAAGUCUAGUUUUUAGACAAAAAUAUACAAUUUAAGUGAAUUUGUGCUAACACAAGCAAAAA
Molecule: messenger RNA, 2366 nt
Organism: Paramisgurnus dabryanus
Lineage: Eukaryota; Metazoa; Chordata; Actinopteri; Cypriniformes; Cobitidae
Gene: rnf166
Product: ring finger protein 166
Biological process (GO): ubiquitin-dependent protein catabolic process; protein polyubiquitination
Molecular function (GO): ubiquitin protein ligase activity
Source: RefSeq, a predicted model, not a curated record